Messenger RNA from Penicillium macrosclerotiorum, 4479 nucleotides. RefSeq lists its product as uncharacterized. Bases 1 to 4479 code for a protein of 1492 amino acids. Lineage: Eukaryota; Fungi; Ascomycota; Eurotiomycetes; Eurotiales; Aspergillaceae. Gene Ontology annotation, biological process: transmembrane transport. Gene Ontology annotation, cellular component: membrane; fungal-type vacuole. The record is from RefSeq and is a predicted model, not a curated record. Gene Ontology annotation, molecular function: ATP hydrolysis activity; ATP binding; ABC-type peptide transporter activity. The transcript is spliced from 3 exons.
AUGGAUCAAUUCCUGUUUGCCAAAGACCCUGGGCGACAUGGUUGUCAAAUUUGGGACCCGGAUAACGCGUCGCUGUCACGCUGUGCACAACCUUACUUGGUCAUUGCACCUGCAGCCGUGGUUUUGCUUAUUUCGCUGCAGCAUUGGCUUGGGCCAAUGCUUCGACAGUGGCGCCCAAAGUGGACUAUUCCGUUCAUCUCAGAGGAACGCGAUCAACAGGAUUUGGUGAUCCAAGAGACGAAACAAGCUCUACGAUGGACAGUCCUGCUUCUCAGCUUCGCGCUUAUCGGGUUGGCAGCGGAGAUUGCUCAUUGCAUUCCCCGAAGUAUCGGCGUUUCCGCUACUGCUCUCAUCGCAUCCUGGAUCUUAGUAGCAAUAGCGAUAGUAGCGAAACGGCCAACAUCAUGCUCGCUAACUAUGCUAGCCUUCUUCGUUCUCGUCUUCAUUGUCGAAACCGUGCUAUCAACAGCGGACGAGGAAGGCAUGAAGGCGAAGGCAGUCUCUCGCUAUAUUGCAGCUGGCGCUGCCUUAAUGGCUUGCUUGACAAUCUUAAUGAUGCCCUUUCGGACAUCGUCUCUUCCAGUGUUUGAUAUCAGUGCCGUGGGACAGGCGCCAUCCAGCAACUUUCGUAGCCCCGAGGAUAACCUUCGACUAUGGCAAUUCCUGACCGUCUCGUGGAUGGCACCAUUGAUGUCUAUCGGUCGCAAACGACAGCUUCACGAGCCAGAUGUAUGGCUUCUAGGAUUCGAAUUUCAGCAUCGUCGCCUGCAUGAGCAAUUUCGCCGUAUUCGGGGAUCCGUCCUUAGUCGAGUGUUGACAGCAAACGGGCUUGAUGUUAUCAUCAUCUCAGCGAUUGCGAUUGUCCAAAUGCUCUGUGACUUCUCAACGCCAGUUCUCUUGCAACAACUCCUUCGAGCUAUACAGGAUCCAAGCAAACCUAAGCGCGUCGCACUGACUUAUGCUAUCUUGUCACUGGUGAUCCGCCUAGUUUCUUCUCAGUCCCAGGUGUUGAAUCUGUGGUAUGGGAGACGUUGCUAUGAGAGAUCCCGAGGCGAGAUGAUUAUGAUGAUCUAUGAAAAAGCGCUAUCACGAAAAAAUCUUAUUGGCUUGCAUAUAGAAAAUGAACAGCAGAAGCCGACCGAUGAAGAGGAUAUCAGUGAUAAUAAUAUAGCGGCAGAGGAAGAUGAAGCGCAUUCCUCCAAGCCAAGUUUCCUGAGCUGCCUUUUCCACAGAAGCUCUGGAAAGCCCAAAAUCAAACCAUCAAAGCCCAAAGAAGCUGCCUCUCUUGGAAAGAUUUUCAACCUUCUCCGGGGCGAUGUUUACGAUGUAGCUCAACGAUUCUGGGAAAUAGACAGACUAAUUGAUCAACCACUGGGCUUGAUUAUUGCUGUUGUUCUCGUCUGGGUGCUUUUUGGCCCCUCUUGUUUUCUUGGUAUCUUGGCUGUCUUGGUAGCCCAAGUUCUGAAUGCCUUGAUCACUCGAAUUCUCCUUCGACGGGAGCGAGUCACAAGAGCUGCAACCGAUACUCGCCUCCAAACCACCUCUCAAUUUGUGGAAGCAAUUCGACAUUUGCGGUGGUAUGGUUGGCAAAAUCAAUGGCUCAAACAAGUCAUGGAUGCCCGACAGACUGAGUUGAACCGUCGGAUCGUCACCAGCUUGUGGAGCACAUUGAUCCAAUUUGUCAAUUCGUUCACGAGCGGUGCAUUCCCCGUGGUUGCUUUGUAUGCGUACACUAUGCUAGCAGGCCAUGAACUACGGAUCGACAUUAUUUUUCCCGCGUUACAGCUUUUUACCAUGCUUGAGACCCGCCUUCGAGAAGUUCCAGGUCUGAUCACAGUUCUAAUAAACUCCUCUAUCGCCCUGAGUCGCAUUGAAGAUUUCAUGAUGGAACCAGACAAGACGAGCAUUCCACUCAAUGGCUCAAUCGACGAUUCAACUUUCAGACUAGAGUCCUGUUCAUUUGCCUGGCCAGGAAAAAAGAAAGGCGUGCUCACUGACAUCAACGUGACAAUUCCGAAGGGCCUGACUGUUGUGACCGGAAAGGUUGGGGCUGGUAAAACUGCUCUUCUGCAGUCUCUUCUAGGAGAGCUUGAUAAACUUGGUGGCACAGCGCACAUUCCCAAUGAAAUGGUGGGCUACUGUGCACAAACACCCUGGUUGCAAAGUAUGAGUAUUCGAGAGAACAUUCUUUUCUCGGCUCCCUAUGAGGAACACCGUUACAAACAGACACUUGAGGCAUGUGCUUUACUUCCAGAUCUCUCUCAAUUCAAACAUGGGGACUUAACAUUCAUUGGCGAGAAUGGUGUCGGACUCUCAGGAGGACAGAAAGCACGCGUUGCUCUCGCACGGGCUGUAUAUAGCACAUCUCGCGUCCUUUUGCUGGAUGAUCCAUUGUCAGCCUUAGAUCAUAAUACUGCAGAAUUCGUGGUUCGAAAAUGCUUGUCAGGGCCCUUGACCCGGGGACGCACAACCGUUCUGGUCACGCAUCGGACUGCAUUGAUUCGCGACAUCGCCGAUCAGAUUAUUCAGAUUGACGAAGGACAUGCCACGGUUUAUGGCAAGUCUUCGAUUCCUGCAAUUAUUCAGCAAUCCGAUGUUGGUCCUGCAUUGGGAUUGCAUAGUCCAGAAGCCGGAGGUGAACAAGUAACCAUUGAAGAUGAAGAAACAGCAGUGCCGGACAAAUUCAUUGAGGAUGAAUAUCGCGCCGAGUGGGGUGUUCAAUCUCGAGUCUAUUGGAGCUAUAUCAAGUCCGCAAAAUAUCGCUGGUGGAUUCUUCUGGUUUUUGUGCUAGCUAUUUUUCGAUUGACCGCUGUUGGACAAUCGUGGUUUCUGAAAGGAUGGGCCGAGGCCUACGACCAGAAGCCAGUUGCCUAUAACGGCAUAUCAGUGUGGAAAGGUCUUUCACAAGAUACACUGAUGAUUUCUGUUUCAAAUGCAGGCACACAACUCUCCCCCAACAAUCCCAUGAUUAAACUUCCGCCUCCAAAUGAAGAUGUUCGGCCUUGGCUUUGGGCUUUUUUUGCAAUAGUAUCAUUCCAGGCCAUCGCACUGGUUGUGUCCCAAUUAAUAAUGCUGAUCAUUGUUUACACCGCUGGCAAGACUUUGUUUCGACGAGUGAUGGCCCGAGUCAGUAAUGCUACCUUCAGAUUCUUCGACAUCACUCCGGUAGGAAGACUGAUGAACCGUCUGACAUCUGAUAUCGGAGUGGUUGAUGGAAACAUCAGCAUGCAGUUUCAAGCCAUUGCCUUCCACGCCAUUACUUGGAUAUCUUCUAUUCUUGUUAUUGCCACAGCGACUCCAAUUUUCCUUGCAUUUUCACUGGCGCUCACUAUGGCAUUUGUGACAAUCUUCCUCCAUUUCUUGCCGACUUCACAAAGCCUUCGGAGGCUCGAGAUGGUAUCACUUUCACCUCUCCUCUCCAACUUUGGAGAGUUGCUACAUGGUUUGACCACCGUCCGUGCUUUUCAUGCCGAGGGACGCUUUCAGAGCCGCGUCAUCUCAGUGGUCGAUAAGUUUCAAGGAAUGGAUCAUUUUUACUGGUCAUUACAAGCAUGGCUCACAUACCGAUUCGAGAACUUGUCUGCCUUCUCGACAUUUUGUCUUACAAUUCUGGCGCUAUACACAAACACGACACCCGGGCUGGUGGCAUUCGUGCUCAUCGCUGCGAACAACCUCGUUUCCUCGACACAUGCUCUAUGCAAGCAGUAUGGCCAAUUACAGAUGGACUUUGUAUCAGUAGAGCGAGUUGAUGAGUUACUUCAUAUUGAAGAGGAGCCAUGUGGCACAGUUGACCCUCCUGCGGCGUGGCCAAAGUACGGCAGUGAUAUUACCUUUGAAGAUGUAACAAUUCGAUAUGCACCUCAUCUCGAUCCCGCGUUGAAAGACGUUUCCUUCAAGAUUCCCGGGGGUUCUACUACCGCAAUCAUUGGUCGCACGGGUAGUGGCAAGUCUACUUUGGCGGUGUCGCUUCUCAGAGUCAUUCAACCGGAAAUGGGUCACAUAACGAUCGAUGGAAUCAACAUCGCCGAUGUGAAUACCCAGGCACUGCGCACACGGGUGACCUUUGUCGCCCAAGAUCCUGUUCUCUUCCCAGGGAGUAUUCGGUUGAACCUUGAUCCAACCCAGGAAUUCACUGAUCAACAAUGUGCUGAUUUGUUAGCACGUCUCUGUGGCCGACACGGUUGGAGCCUUGACACAACUAUUGAGGCUGGUGGUAAAAACUUGAGCCAGGGUCAACGUCAACUCAUUGCUUUGACUCGUUCAGUUCUCAGGCGUAGCUCCGUCGUUAUCUUUGACGAAGCAACAGCUUCAAUUGAUCAUGAAACAUCUCUAGAGAUCCAGCAGAUUGUCCGAGAGGAGCUUCGGCUUUCAACUGUCAUCACGAUUGCACAUCGAAUUGAGGCUGUGAAUGGUGCAGAUUACUUCGUUGUUCUAGACCAAGGGCGAGUCUCUCGCCAUGGGUACGUCUGCGACUUGUAA